Molecule: messenger RNA, 1572 nt
Organism: Aplysia californica (California sea hare)
Lineage: Eukaryota; Metazoa; Mollusca; Gastropoda; Aplysiida; Aplysiidae
Product: TBC1 domain family member 30
Cellular component (GO): endoplasmic reticulum
Source: RefSeq, a predicted model, not a curated record
UUGAAUAACAUAUAAGAAUGUGUACUACAAAGAACAUGAAUAAAACAAAAAGAUAAGUCAACACAUUUUUUGUGAAGAUCCUGUUGAGCAGUGUUGAAAUACAAGUUUCUGUAUGUUAUUAUAAUACAAAAAAGAAAUAUAUCAGUAUUUUGAAAGGCAAGUGUCCCUUUUUUUAUUAUUCUCAGUCAACAAAGUGUUAUGAACUCAAGGCACCCUCCAUGACUUACUACUUUUCUAUGGGAGGACCCAGCAGUGUUCUUUUUAUUUGUCCACAAAAAUUGUUUAUUUUUCGUACUGAAACAUUUUUUCUCACCAUCACUCCAACCUUCAUCCCAACUUUCAUCCCUGAUGCACACACACACGCACACACACACACACACAUAUACACGCACACACACAUACUCACACACACACACACACACACACAAACGCAGGCUCACUAAUGAAAAUCUUAUAAUUCUGAAGUUUGCUUCAGAACUUCUUAGUAUUUUCUAUUCAGCAGUGAAAAAAGCUGCUUGGUGAUUUUUCAAAUGUUUUUUUGGCACUAAAUGUUUCCCUGUUUGAAAUAUCAUUGUGAAAUGCUGAAUUGUUGCAUGCCGCAUCUACUCUUCAUGUAUCAUGUAACUUGGAACUAGAAAGUGUGCUUUAUGAGAUGUUCUGCCAUAUCGAAGCUCACCAGACCUUUUUUUGACGGUAUAACAUGUCGCUCAGGCUUUUAUAUCAUUUCCCCACUUUCCUCCAGUGAGUGUUCUAUCCUGUCUUAAGUGGCUACUAUUUGUGUAAGACAGUUGAUUUGCAACCAAUGUCUUGUGAAGUCAGCAAAAUAAAGUGCUCCUUUCUGUACAAAUUUCAUCAUUUUCUUUGGGUAAUAUGCGCAAUUUUAUAUAUUUAAUUUAAUUCUAUCACUGUCUAUUCAUUUUAAGCUAAAGUACUUGCUUUUUAAAAUAUAAUGUGACAUUUGCUGUAUUAUCUCUUUAUUUCAGACGGUCAAGACUUUUUGGUCAAUAGUAUGAGUUCCGACUGAGACUCUGUGUCUGUGCGUUGGUUGCAGAUCUUGUGGUUGGCUGGCAGAAUCUCUGACCAUGACCAGCAUGCAGUCUCCAGGGGCAUACAACACGCAGCCUCCAACGUCUGAUGAUGAAGAAUUUUGCUUCACAAGCAAAAGACCAGAGGGGCGCCCGGAACUUGUCCACCUUCAGCACCCGUCUUGCUUCCGCCAGUUUAGCUACGGAAGUGUGUCGUCCGACAAUGACGAUGCUUGUUUCAUCGACGCCCUAGAGCAACCACAAUGCCCUUUCGAGGAUGACCUUGGCAGUCACGGGAGCCCGCAGCCGAGUGUGGGUGAGCAGCUGUCGCGGGCACGCCAAGGCUCCAUUGUGGAUGGUCUGCUGCACGAGAUCUACGACCGCUGGCACUACAGCCGCCAUGACAGCAUCGACAGCGACACCAUGACAGAGUGCUCUAGCACCUCUGAGUUCUUCUUCCAUUCACGGCAUGAAGCAGGUGGCUACCAUUCAGCGAUAGAGAGACGCCACGGCGGGCAGCUCAACAGGUCUUUCCUGCAAAACCAAA